Talpa occidentalis (Iberian mole) is the source of this 5277-nucleotide messenger RNA. It is a transcript of the gene ZNF322, whose product is annotated as zinc finger protein 322. The transcript has 3 exons. Gene Ontology annotation, molecular function: DNA-binding transcription repressor activity, RNA polymerase II-specific. Gene Ontology annotation, biological process: negative regulation of transcription by RNA polymerase II. The record is from RefSeq and is a predicted model, not a curated record. Bases 513 to 1721 code for a protein of 402 amino acids. Lineage: Eukaryota; Metazoa; Chordata; Mammalia; Eulipotyphla; Talpidae.
UAGCCGGCCUGGUCGGCCCGUGAGGCGCCCGCUGGCCGGCCCGGCCCCAGCUCCCCUCGCCGAGCAGCUCGGAGGGCUGCUCUUGACCCUCGUUGACCCCCCCCGAUUCGCUUUCCUUCUUUUCCCCGAAGGUGAGCCCUUAGGUCCAUCGCGGCUGUGCCUGCGACCGCUGGGAACCCGGGAUCCGAGUGUCCGGAGAGUAACCGGAAGUGCUGUCCCAGGCCGAGGGGCGGCGCCCGCGGCUGCGGGGAAUGUUACCUCCCUUGAGAAAUCAAAUUCUCAGGACCAGGAAGUAAAUGCUGCUUAUUUUCCAUCUAGAUUCUAGGGCUGGAAAUACGAAUUAGUGUAUUGGAAUUAGUGUGUAUGAUGGUGAAACCUUGUAGAGACAAACUGCUCGUGACUGAAGGGCCUAACACAGAUGUGUGUCUUAAGGUCUUAUCAAGAAAAUGAUUGUGAAGAAGAUGAUGGUCAAGAGGACCAGUGGAAAACUCCCUAGGACAGAGCCAUAGAAAAUGUACACUUCAGAAGAAAGAUAUAAUCAGAGAACUCAGAAAAGGAAGAUCUAUCAUGUAUGCCCUCAGAAGGGUAAAAAGAUUUUUAUUCACAUGCGUGAGAUCACUCGAAUAGAUGAUCAAAUAUACCAGUGCCUUGACCGUGAACAAAACUUCCGUGAAAACUUAGCUCUUAUUAUGUGUGAGCGAACCCACACUGGGGAGAAACCUUAUAGAUGUGAUAUGUGUGAGAAAACUUUCAUCCAAAGCGCAGAUCUUAUUUCACACCAGAGGAUCCACAACUAUGAGAAACCUUAUAAAUGUAGCAAAUGCGAGAAGAGCUUUUGGCACCACUUGGCCCUUUCAGGACACCAGAGAACUCACGCAGGUAAAAAGUUCUACACGUGUGACAUUUGUGGCAAGAACUUUGGUCAGAGCUCUGACUUGCUUGUCCACCAGCGAAGCCAUACGGGCGAGAAGCCGUACCUGUGUAGUGAGUGUGAUAAAUGCUUCAGUCGAAGCACAAACCUCAUAAGGCACCGAAGAACUCACACAGGUGAGAAACCAUUUAAGUGUCUGGAGUGUGAAAAAGCUUUUAGUGGGAAAUCAGAUCUUAUCAGUCACCAGAGAACUCACACCGGUGAGAGACCCUACAAAUGUAACAAGUGUGAGAAAAGUUACCGACACCGUUCAGCCUUCAUUGUUCAUAAGAGAGUUCAUACUGGGGAGAAGCCGUACAAGUGUGGUGCCUGUGAGAAAUGCUUUGGCCAAAAAUCGGACCUUAUUGUGCACCAGAGGGUCCACACGGGCGAGAAGCCGUAUAAAUGCUUGGAAUGCAUGAGAAGUUUUACUCGGAGUGCUAAUCUAAUCAGGCACCAAGCAACUCACACUCACACUUUUAAAUGCCUUGAAUAUGAGAAAAGUUUCAGCUGUAGUUCAGACCUUAUUGUGCAUCAGAGAAUCCACAUGGAAGAGAAACCACAUCAGUGGUCUACGUGUGAGAACGGCUUCCUCCUAGGCAUGGACUUUGUGGCCCAACAGAAAAUGAGAACUCAGACAGAGGAGCUACAUUAUAAAUACAGUGUGUGUGAUAAAAGCUUCCACCAGAGCUCACCCCUUCUUCAACAUCAGACAAUGCACCUUGGUGAAAAACCAUAUAUCUGUAACGUGGGUGAGAAAGGUCUCCAACUCAGCCCUCCUCAUGCAUCAGAGGCCUCACAAAUGUCUUGACCAGACAAGACAUUAAAAUACCAUUAAAAAUGCAUUUACAUGUCAAAGAACUCACUAAGAUGAAGAACUCAAGUCAAAUCUCAGAUUUCUUCAGACUUCAGUGGGGACCAGGGAAUCUGCAGUCAGAAGUGUGAGCAGUGCUUGCUCAGUGAGCUGCCUAACAGACAGCAUAGCAGUCUCCCCCGUGAGAAACCUUACCAACACCUGGGUUUUGGAAAAACCUGGUAUAGUCAAAACACGAAUUUCAUCACAGGAGGAUUCAUACAGAUAGGAAGCCUCACAAAAUGCAGUGAAUGUGAGCGAAUUUUCUAGCAGUGUUUACCCCUUCUCAUUCCAAGAGAAUUCACACCAGAGGAUGACUUUUUAAAAUGCUCUCAGUGUCUGCAACGCUUCAGACAGUAUACAUAUCUCAUGGAACUUCAGAAAACCCACACUGGGGAGAAACCCCAGCAAAAGUGUGGGAAGAAACUUCCAAAAGAACUAUAACUUCCUUAUCCAUCAGUGAAGCCAUAUUGGGAAGAUUUGUAUAUUUGUCUUGAAUGUGGCAGAGACAUGGAGAGCCUUCUUAGGUUUGAGUAACGACCUUGCAAAGCCUCUGAAAGACAAAAACUUCUAUCCAUGAUCAGCUCUUGUAGUGGCACAGAAGGGAAUUCACGUAGGUAAAAUACCCAUUCACUCUAAUACCUGGGGUCUGAAAAACCUUGCUUAGAAACUCCUACCUUAUUGGAUCCCCACAAGAACCUCCUCUGCAGAGAACUUUGCUCUCGUGAGAGAUUGAAUUAUGGACUUUGUACAUAUAAUAGGUAUGAGAAGAACUGUUCUCAUAGUUCGUGGACUCACAUGGUAGAGAUGACUUUUAAUGGACUCAGUAUGUCAGCAGUUUUUUCCAUACCCAGACGCUUGUUCUGGGAGGCGCUCUGGGGCAGGUCAGAGUAGGCCUGAUGGGUAACUCAGGUAAAGAUUCUUUUCUUUUAUCUGAACCACUUAAUGAUUGCUUUACUUUCACUUUUUAAAAUUUGGAAAUCCAAUAAAGGAAAGGACUGCAACCUUGUGACAGAAGGUGUGGCAUGUGUGACUGUGGGGGAAGGAAUGUAUACUGACUUUGCCUCUGAUGAUUUUGUUUUUUAUGUUUGGCUAGAGUGGGAACUAGUGUACUGGUAGAAGCAUGGGAACUUCCGCUGGUAGUGAAAAGUACUGAGCAACUGGGGAGUAGUUAUCCUAGAUCCAAACUCUCCCAAGAGUUUCCCUUUGGCAGGUCAGCCUCAUCAAGAAACAGAAUUUCAGCUUUUUGCUUAUUAGCGUGAGUGAAGGCCUAACCUUGGAAGUUUCCUUUUCCCUAAAAUAUCUCAGAGGGCCACUAGCCUUUGAAAUUUCAGCUUCAGGUAUUCAUUUCAGUUCAGAAAUGCAAAUUCCAGAACAGUUAGGAUGUGACCCAUAUCCAUAUUUUUGUGAUUUAAUUUAUCAUGUCUCUUUCAAUGGUAUUACACCUUCAUAAGCUCCAGGCAAAUGAUUAAAGGGAGACAAAGAUUUAAGCCUGAGCAGCACAGAGUCAAACACUUAAUGGUGUUCCUCAGAGGAAGAUGUUUUCUGUAGUUAUCCUGACUCCAUUAUCCUGCUGCGUAUUGCAGAUAAACCCCCAUAAUGAUAAGCCUUUCAUUUAUUCAGUUCUGCCAUAGAAAAAGAAAUAGACUUUUUAUCACCAGACCUGCAGUCAUCACAACAUAAGGUACAUACUUUGCUUGGAGUGCAGGAUUCUAAAUGCCUGAAGGGACAGGUAGUUGGCAGAUUCAUCAGAGGUUUAAGCAGAAGCACUUUUCUCCUAGUUAACAAGAUAAUUACGAUUACCAUUAACAUUUCCUGGAACUACUAUCAUUAACCCAGUGAUUUAUAACUAGACACUUGUGAGGGUUUAUUUCUUUCUUCCCUUGGAAUAAAGACAUUUAAUAUAAAUACUUAAGAUUCCUGCAUUAUUUGGGACUGUAGAUCGGUGAAUAAAUAUUUUAUUGCUAGUCUGAGACUUCUGAUUGGUCUCCGAAAGCGCUCGAGACCUCCCAGGGACACUGGCAUUUAGACUCAAGGAGGUGGCUGGCUGCUACCUCGCCGGUGACUCUAAGCUUUGCUCCUAAGUGGCCGCUGUGUCACCUUAGAGUCAGUGGAUAGAGCUCUUAGUGAUCAUAAGGAGUCAGUUCUAGAGUGGUUUUUCUUUUAAAAACAGAUCCAGGAAGUUUAUUUGCUGUUACAUUUUUAGUGAUUUUCAUAAAUAGCUCUUAGGCCAUGAAAAGUGGCCCAGUGUGAUAAAACAUACAAGAUGGAUUUUUUUUGUUUCUCUUUGGUGAAAAUCAUGCCUAUCACUAGUAUAUGUUUGAGUGUUGUAAUACUUAAAAUAGUAUUGGGUGUAUGGCAUGGUGGUGAUGAAAAUUAGUCCUUAUGGCUACAUGUUAGUCAUUAGAAUUUGGAGUAGGAGGCAGAGUUGUUAUCACUGGCAAGGCUAUGACUUAUCCUCUUUCAACUAACCUUACUGGUAAUUGUCUCUAGUCGUUGAAUAAAUUAAGGAUGGACCAUCCCUCAAGCAGAGAACUCUGGGGGUACGAAACAGGUCUUUUAAUCUGGUCUUUGAGGACUUUUAACCACAGAGGAAAAGGUGUUGAUGCUUCAUACGUAGCGCAACCUGAGGUUGGGGAGGUCUACUGGGGAGCCUGUAACCAAAACUAGAAGGUAACUUCUGGGACGGAUGAAGGUUCUCUUGAAACAGUGCCAACCUAAAUCUACCUCAGGUAAGUAGUUAGAGUAACUCAAGAUUUCAGACCAAACGAAACACUUGUAUCCAGUCAAUGUAUUCCUAUGCUUUAAUGUUUUUGUUGUCCCUUAAUUCUUAAAUAAACAUUUGUCCUGAAAAACUCCACUUUUGUUUCCACUGUUGUAAGCAAAAGCAUUUCCCCUACACUUGCCUUUGAGGAAUCCUCACAGUGCACACUCUGUCCAGUCACAACACCCACCUUAAACAUAAAUAAUCUUAUUUGUACAUUUUUCCUCAGUAACGCUGACAAUAGAGAUUGAUGUGACCCUUAGGCUGAGUGCUGGUGAUAACUGUCCUAUCUCUAAGUCUUAGAGGUUAUUGAUGCUCAGGCAGAAUGAACAGAAUCCCAGAAGGUACAUCGUGGACGUUCUGCUAUAGAUGUUGGAUCCUUUUGGCGCCUCCGGCUGCAUUAUAAAUACCCCAGGGAGGAAUAAUAGUUUAACAGGGGCCAAAACUCAGUACUAGCAAAUCAUCUCUUGUUUAUGUAAGUAACAGACAUCCUCAGAAUUAAGGAAAAUCUGAACACACUCAUGGCUCCAAUUUUACAUGUUCCCACCUUGUCUGAUCAUUUGGUGGAGUGGGGCAAGGAAGGUAACGUAAAAACAGCCAGGGAGCUACCCAUGUGGCGCAUCAGACCUCUCCUGUCUCACCCACUGCUCCCCUCAGCAGUGUAUUUAACUCUAUCUACGUAUUCUCCUUACCCUGUGUCUGGUGAAUCCUCUCACCCCGCCCCCAUACCUCUGGCCUGUACCCCAGUUC